AUGAAACCAGAUACCGAGAUAGAGCAGUGUCAACCAACCUCCAUUAUGGAGCGUCUAGGGACAGAAAUUGGAAUUACAGCGGUGCAGCUCAGCCAUCAUAUUCAACAACUCCACUACCCACUGCCAUCUUUCGAUGUCGGUACUCCAAUCCAGGUGCUUCCAUCUGCUGCCCCUCAAGACGCCCAUGAGCUCCGCCGCAAACUGAAACGGGAUGCACUGGCAUUGUUUCGCCUGGCCAGCGGGCCUAGCGAAUAUGCUGCUCAUUUAUCUAUGAAUCAUCAAUAUACCGUCUGCCUCCGCUAUCUCAGCCAGUUCAAAGUCUUCCAUCUAGUUCCACGGGAAGGAUCAAUCACUCUUUCGGAUCUAGCUGCGACCGCCAAUCUUCCUUUAGACCAACUCACCACCGUUCUCCGGAUGGUAGCCACGAGCGGACUUUUCGAGUUUCAUUCCUCGGAUACUAUCGGGCAUUCGGCGACUUCUUUGCUUCAUGUCGAUAGCCCCCCGUUCGCUGCGUGGACUACCUGCGUAUCACAAUAUGUGUUCAACGCUAGUAGCCAGCUUACAGCAGCGACGGAAUUAUGGGGCAACAGCCGUGAUCCCACCCACAGCCCAUUCAAUCUUGCAUUUAACUCGACAUUGCCGUUUGGGAAGUUCUUGGCUGAUACUCCCUCCAUUGCACGGGACAUGGGUCAGUUUGUUCAGGCCACCGAAAUGGUGGACUCUAAUGAUGUCCGGCACCUCGUGACAGGUUAUGCAUGGGGACAGUUGGAAGACGCUGUCAUUGUUGAUGUCAACAGCGCAAGCCUCGCCAGUAGUAUUGCGCUAGCGGAGGAGUUUCCAUCUCUGUCGUUUGAGGUACAGCCGCAAGAGAAAGCAGUGGCACAGAUUAAUUCCAAGUAUAUGUCUCUGGGUGACGAAUUCCGAUCGCGAAUCACUAUCAUCCAACCGCCAGCAGAUCCGCGAGCAGAUGGUGCGCAAAUGGAAGAAGAAAAAUCAGGUUUAAAAAGAACACAUUCUGGGCCUAAAAUCUUCCUCUUCCGACAUGUUCUUCACAAUCUGCCUGACUUUAUGUGCCAGUCUAUUCUGAAAAGUUUCUUGCCCGCGUUGCAUGCUCAGAAGCCUCAUGGCCGGAUCUUGAUCAUGGAUCUAGUUCUUCCCGAGUACGGCGAGCUCGACCACUACGAAGAAGCCAUGGUGCAAACUAGACAGAUGAUUCAAUUGGAACUUGCUAAUGGUCGGGGACGGAGUAUUAUGGAUUGGGGAAAUUUGGUGCAUCAGGUGGAGAGCGAGAUGGGUCGAUUGGCAGUGCGGAAGGUUUCGAGGCCGCCAGGUAGCGAUUUGUCAAUUCUGGAGAUCGAGGUGGUCUGA
Penicillium paradoxum is the source of this 1368-nucleotide messenger RNA. Its product is annotated as O-methyltransferase. Gene Ontology annotation, molecular function: methyltransferase activity. The coding region runs from base 1 to 1368 and encodes 455 amino acids. The transcript is spliced from 3 exons. The record is from RefSeq and is a predicted model, not a curated record. Lineage: Eukaryota; Fungi; Ascomycota; Eurotiomycetes; Eurotiales; Aspergillaceae.